AUGUGCGGACGUUAUAGUAUGCAUCUGCGUCCGGCGCAGGUACGUGCUUACCUCGAAAAUGAAAACAUGCCAGUACAUGAGUUUCCAGACGACGAUGCACCCAACGCGCCCCGGCAAAGCUACAACUUUGCACCGGGGUACCAUGGGAUUGUGUAUCGAGCAGACACCCCAGAUACUGGUGCUGGUCCUACACAGCGUACUGACAGUGAUCGAGAACAUGAGACUAAUCCUAAUGACUCGAUGGAGGAAUAUGAUCCAGGUCCCAUCAAAUACAAAUUGCAGUCAAUGAAAUGGGGAUUGAUUCCAUUCUGGACGAAACGCAAUCCAGAUUAUGGUUCUAUGAUGAAGACAAUCAAUUGCCGAGAUGAUUCGCUGAUAGAAAAUCGGGGUAUGUGGAAUACCAUGAAACAGAAGAAGCGUUGCAUCGUCGUAGCAGAAGGCUUUUACGAAUGGCUCAAAAAAGACAAGACUAAAAUCCCUCAUUACACCAAGAGAAAAGACGGGCAGUUGAUGUGCUUUGCUGGACUCUGGGACUGUGUAAAAUAUGAAGGAAGUACGGACAAACAUUAUACUUAUACUGUUAUCACUACUGACUCCAAUCCACAAUUGAGAUUCUUACACGAUCGAAUGCCCGUUAUACUCGAAAACGGCUCCGAGGACAUACGGACUUGGCUGGAUCCCAAGCGGUACACCUGGUCCAAGGAACUCCAAGCAUUACUACAGCCUUUCAAAGGUGAAUUGGAAUGCUAUCCUGUCAGCCAGGAAGUGGGAAAAGUUGGAAACAACUCACCAAAAUUCGUCAUCCCCGUGGCUAGUAGCGAGAAUAAGUCUAAUAUCGCCAACUUUUUCACAAAGCCUAAAGCCAAUGCCAAUGACACAUCAGCAGUCUCAAAAACGCUAGUUCCGGCAAUUCCCAAGGCCCAGGAAAACGACAACACACCUAGCAAUGAAGCAAAGGAUAUUAAGAUUGAGCAUGACUCGGAUGAGUUUCGCGAGACAAUUGAUCAUACUGGAACGGAAGAUAAUGCACCUCUUCCUGUCCCCGAAGAUGUCAAGAAAGGGGUUAAGCGAGAAUUGGAGGAUGUGCCAGUAGAAGGGACGCCUAACAAGUCCGCCAAAACUUCCGCCAAUUCCAAACCGUCAUCCUCUCCUCACAAAUCCGCACGGAAGACCCGAAGUGCCACAAGCAAUAACACAGCAAGCCCUCCAAAGGGAACAGGCAGUCAGAAAAUUACUAAUUUCUUUGGCAAAUAA
Messenger RNA from Glarea lozoyensis ATCC 20868, 1254 nucleotides. RefSeq lists its product as uncharacterized. Gene Ontology annotation, biological process: DNA damage response. The transcript has 3 exons. The record is from RefSeq and is a predicted model, not a curated record. Gene Ontology annotation, molecular function: single-stranded DNA binding. Lineage: Eukaryota; Fungi; Ascomycota; Leotiomycetes; Helotiales; Helotiaceae. Bases 1 to 1254 code for a protein of 417 amino acids.